AUGGAGGAUACAGUGUCACUGCGGAUGGUCGAUUACGUUGUGAUAGCCCUCACAUUGUCUGUAUCCUUGGGGAUCGGAGUCCUGUUUGCUGUAAAAGAUUUCAGAAAUGUCAACAGAACUGAGUAUUUACUUGGCGGACGACGCAUGUUUAUGUUGCCUGUUGCACUAUCUAUUUUUGCAACGUUUACAUCAGGAAUUUCUCUUAUGGGGAUCGUUACUGACAUUUACAUGAACGGAGGCAUGGCUGCUAUACUUUCCGUUGGGAUGAUGAUAGCUUACGUUGUUGCUGCCUUCACAAUUGUGCCUCUGCUGUACCCGCUGCAGUACCACUCCAGAACUCUACGAUUAUUCGCUGUCAUGGUUGGAAUUCUACAAACACUUUGCUAUAUGGCCAUAGCUCUUCUCUCCCCAGCUUUGGCGUUGCAGGCCGGGGCCAAUCUGCCAAUGUGGGUAUCUGUUGGUAUUGUGGGUGUAAUUGGUACCGUCUACACCGCCAUCGGUGGAAUUAAGACUGUCGUAUGGACAGAUGCGUUUCAGGGUCUAGUGAUGAUUGGAGGUCUGGUUACGAUCAUCAUUAAGGGAUCGAUUAUUGUGGGAGGUGGAGGAGAAGUUUGGAAAAUUGCAAGAGCUGGAGGUCGCGCAGACUUCACAAACUUCGAUCUCGAUCCCCGAGUUAUAGACACAUGGUGGGGAGGAACCAUAGGAACGGUUUUCUUUUGGUUAGCAACCAUCUGUAGCCAAUCCUCUGCACAGCGAAUCUCAGCCAUGAAGUCAAUGACCGAGGCUAGAAAAGCAUUCCUAUUGAACGGUGCUAUAAUCCUAAUGUUUGGAGGCCUGAUGCUUGCUGUUGCGUGGGUCAUGUACGCCUAUUUCUCUCAUGUGCGUUGUGAUCCUUUCCAGGGAGGCCUUAUCAGAAACGCUAACCAACUACCACCAUAUUUUGUGAUGCACGCACUGACAGAUUUGCCAGGAAUGGGUGGGCUUUACUUUUCGAUGAUAUUUAGUGGUUCUUUGAGUACAGUCUCUUCUGGAAUAAGUUCUCUGGCCGCCAACACAGUGGAGGACCUACUGAAGGCGCCGUUGAAGAACAUGCAAGAAGCUACCGUUACGCUUAUUACAAAAUUGUUAGUGUGUUCAUAUGGUAUGUUGAUUAUUGGACUUGCUUAUGGGGCUAGCUAUCUAAAGGGCCCUGUGACGAAUAUGAUGGCUAGUAGCGUUGGAGCCUGUGGUGGGCCUAUUCUGGGUAUAUUUCUUCUUGGUGCCCUUAUUCCCUGGUCUAACAAAUACGGAGCUAUAGGCGGGGGUGUCGUUUCACUAGUAAUCAAUAUAUUGUUAACAUUAGCAAAUUUGACGUAUGGGUCUAAUGUGAAAUUCUUGCCCGCUCCAACGAGUGAUAUGUGUCUUCAGAAUUCCUCUAACAUCUCUGCUGCUGCAAUCAAUGUGUCCAGGAUAUAUUUUAAUAACGACACACUGUAUAAACAUGGUGCCAAUCAAACUUUUGUUAGUCAAACAGUAAAAUAUCGUCGGUAUAGUUUUUUCUUGUAUAAUAUCUCAUUCGAAUGGUACGGAUUAAUUGGAACCUCUGUGUGCCUUAUGUUAGGCAUCUUCAUUAGCCACUGUACCAGGAGACGAUGUAAGAAAGUUACUGAUGCCAAACUACUCUUUCCUUUUGUUCGUCGCAUUUGUUUAUCAAGGCGGUUUAAUGACACUGAAGAGCCCAAAGACCCAGAAGGAAAUUGCAAGCUAAUUUUGCACAUAUCUGAUAUGCAAGAAAAUAUGCCAACUAAAGCUUCUAGUAAAAGCCAUGAGGUCCAGAAAAAUACACAUGAUGUUGAUAACUCCCAACAUGCCAUCCUCUAG
Molecule: messenger RNA, 1860 nt
Organism: Candidula unifasciata
Lineage: Eukaryota; Metazoa; Mollusca; Gastropoda; Stylommatophora; Geomitridae
Source: the annotation of a GenBank genome assembly